Hydractinia symbiolongicarpus is the source of this 3148-nucleotide messenger RNA. RefSeq lists its product as uncharacterized. The transcript has 2 exons. The record is from RefSeq and is a predicted model, not a curated record. The coding region runs from base 566 to 1891 and encodes 441 amino acids. NCBI's taxonomy places the organism in Eukaryota, Metazoa, Cnidaria, Hydrozoa, Anthoathecata, Hydractiniidae.
UGCACUUUUGCAGGAUAGUAAAAUGUAUUUUUAUGCCCAUAAGACUACUAUUAUUUUCACAUUUUCACAGGCGACCAUGUGCAAUAUGACAAAUGAAAUAAAUUUUUUCAAAAUUUAAAGUGUGUGUUAGGUUAUUUUUUAUUGUUUUUUUCUGGCAUUCUGUUAAACUAAACUUUUGUCAGCUUGUCAGCCUCCACAUGUAUAUACAUGGAGGCUAUAAUGCCAGUUUUUUUUUACAGGGGGUGUAGAUAUUUGAUUGGAAAUUUACGUGGGUUUAUGACCUUAUUUUAAUUUAUAAGAGUUUGGAAUGGACGAGUUAGUGACGUCAUCAAAAAACCUUUAAACCCUAAUAUCUCUGCAACCAUUAGUCAAAUGUACAUGAUCCUAUACAUUUUCUUGAUCAGCUUUUAAAGAUCUAUAUGAUUACGGUUGUUGUUGUUGUUCUUGCUGUUGUAAUAUUAGUCAAAUUUCAAGUAUUUUAAAAGUCAGACCAACUGGCAAAGUACUGCAUUAUUUAUAAAUACAAAGAUCUGACUUGCUUGAGAGGUACAGAACUCAUUGAAUAAUGAAAGAGAGGCAGCCCUUAAAAAUGGAAAUUAGGAUCACCUCAGAAGAAAUCAUAAAACUUCCAGGUACAGCCGAAAUAGACAACGAAACUCCAUUAACUAUCUCUGACCUUUGUCAAGCCAGAAUGUAUGUAAAAACUUGUUAUUUUUAUAAAAACAGUACUGCUACUCCAUUCUCUGUUGAUAGGAUGAUCGCAGGAUUAAAGACAACACUGAAAGAAUAUCCCGAGAUAUGUGGUAGCAUCAAAUACACAACAACAGGUGGAAUUCUACAUCAUGACAACCAUGGUGUAAAAAUUAUCAAAUCAAAAGCUAACUUUUCCUUUGCAGAAGUCGAAAACAUCAACUUCGAAGUGAAAAAAUUACCAGAAAAAGAAAUUUUUCCUUUUGAAGUUCGAGAAUUUCCUUUAAAUAAUGAUGCAUAUCUUCUCGUUGCGCAGAUCAUUUCACUGAAUGAUGAAUCAUUGAUUCUAGUGGUCAAUUAUCAUCAUUUAUUGUGUGACAGACAAGGUAUAUGUAAUUUUCUAAGUGCCUGGGCGCAUGCUACAACGCAUGGUGAUAUUGGAGUAUUUAGUAAUAUCACAAAUCGCUAUCUCUUGCAACAAAAUGUGCAUUAUGAACGUAAAAAUCAGUACAAACACUUGUUCUUGAGCAGUAUAUCUUCUCAUUUUGUGAUAACAGCAAAAACAACAAAGUUAAGACUCUAUGUGCCAUUUUCAAAACUGAAUUCCUUACAAAUGAAAUUUUCAAAAAUAUUGGGGGAUAGUGUUUAUAUAUCUAAGAACGAUGUGCUAACUGGAAUUAUAUGGAAAGCCACAGUUGCUGCAAGGAUGCAUAAAAAAUGUGAAAGUUCCAUGGCUGCAAUUGUUGUGAACUGCAGGAAAACAUUUGGUCUUCCUAAUAACUACUUUCGAAAUGGUAUUAGCUAUCUGUGUAUGCGUUUGUCAACGGCAGAAAUUUUAGAUAUGCCUAUUGAAGAAGUGUGUUUACGCUUACGCCAAAAUUAUGACUUUAUGUCGAAAAGUUAUAUCUUGGAAUUCCUGCAUAGUUUGUUUAAUCAAAUAUCACUUCCAAUUUUUCCUAGCAUAGUUCACAAUGAUAUCCUUCUUACAUCGCUGGCACACUAUUCCUUGUAUGAUUUUGAUUUUGGAUUAGGAAAAGCUAUUGGUGUCAGUACUGUUAGCAAGGGCACUCCAGGUUUCGUUACAAUUCUUCCAACUCCACAUAAAGAUGGUUUGUUUGUCGAGUUUUGCCUUGAAACAGAAGAAAUGUCGAUUUUUUUGAAAAAUGAUUAUGUAAAAGAGACAUUUACCAUUGUUUAUUAACUCCAAUGAUGCUUAUGACCAUAAGCUUUUUUUCUUAUCAUUUUGCAAUAGUUAUUAGGGAAUGUAAAGUGCCGAAAUUAUAUGGAGUUAUAUGUGGGACAAUAUUUGUGUAUGGUUUUCGUCGCGUCGUAAUGCUUUUCGUCGUGUCGUAUCUUUCUUCGUCGUGUGGUUUUCUUCGCACCGUAAUGGUUUUCGGCGUGGCGUCGUCGUGUCGUAUGUCACUUCGUGGGGUAUUUCACUUUGAGGCGGAAUUGUUAUGCUUUUUUUACACGGAAUUACUAAUUUCGUGAAGCUUUUACACAAUAUAUUUCACUUUCUUUCUAGUGGCUUUGGUUUUUCUACUGGGUAAAGCUAGCUAUUAUUUUUGUCAUUUUCUUUUAAUAAACGAUACAUUCUUAGAUUUAGCUAGCUAGCUAUACAUUUUAGGCAUGCUACACUGUAUAAUCUAUUAUCUAUUUUGUAGUUUAAAUGGAUUCUGAUGAAAAUAUCAAAAAUCAAGUAAACUAACUACAUAAACAUAAAUUAUUACAUAAAACUCUUACACAACACAUAAUAUUCCUUCAUAAUCACAAAUGUAAAACUAACUUAAAAAUAGAAUAUAAUUUUUAGCACUAAAAUAAAGGUUUUGUUUAUUUUACUGCAUUUUAUUCAUGUGACUUGGAUUUCUUGUAAGCGCUACACGAAUUUGUGUUAAAAAAGCAUGAAAAUUUUCGCUACGAAGUAAAAUACGCCACGAAGUGAAAUACGCCGCGAAGUAAAAUACGCCACGAAGUGAAAUACGCCGCGAAGUAAUAUACGCCACGAAGUGAAAUACGCCGCGACGAACACAAAUACGACUCGACGAAACGUUAAACCAUCCCACAAAGAAAGAUACGACGCGACAAAAACCACACCACGAAGAAAGAUACGACACGACGAAAAGCAUUUACGACGCGACGAAAACCAUACACGAAUAUUGUCUCAUAUAUAACUCCAUAAAAUUAGGCCUGCUGCAUUUACCCGGAUAAGCUGGGAGGGCGUUUUUUUCGCGGAAGCGUUUCAUUUUUUCAAUUUUUUAGUAAUUUCCCAGUUAGCAGUCAAAAAUAGCAAUAAUCUCAGUCUCAUGUUUCUUAAAAAUUGCAAGUGGAUUUAUUUACGGGUUUAUCAACUAGUUUUAUAUAAAAUACAGAAACUAUGUAAGUAUGUGUGUGACUUUCAGUCUGUAACAGGCUAGGUGGAUGUGUUCAUUUUCCUCUAAAAUGUAAAAUGUAGCGUUAA